AUGAAGCUGACUUUGAACAUCUUGGUAAUCGCGAUUUCCGUGGUCCAGGCGGCCACUUUCCAAAAUUUGGUAGAGAAAAGCCUCAAUAUCUCGUACGACUAUGUCAUCGUCGGUGGUGGUACCGCUGGCAUGACUCUCGCGUCGAGACUUAGUACCGACAAGUCUCUCACAGUCCUCGUUAUCGAGGCAGGAAUACCUGACAACUAUGAAGGCGCUGUUAUGAUUCCUCGAUUCUAUCCCGGUGCGUCUGGCUUCGCUCCAGGCACCCGGUAUGAUUGGAACUUGACUUCAACUCCGCAAGAGUUUCUCUCCAAGCAGAUCAUCAACCUGACUCAAGGACAUACGAUUGGUGGGAGUAGUACGGUCAAUGCGAUGAUUUUCGAUCGCGGGAUGCCUUCCAACUACGAUGCCUGGGCCGCUCUUGGAAACCAGGGCUGGAACUUUGCGGGUCUACUUCCUUACUUCAAGAAGAGCGAAUGUUUCACCGCCGCAACACCCGCGAAUUUCGCGACAUAUGGCAUGACAUUUGAUGCCGCUUGCCAUGGUUUUGAAGGGCCUGUCCAAUCAAGUUACCUAGCUUGGUCACAUCCGAACAACAGCAAGUUGAUCCCACACUCCACGCCGGUGGACCAAGGAUGCAACCCACUUGGCGCAUACCUAACAACUCAUUCUAUCGAUCCAAGAAACCAGUCAAGAUCAAGUGCAAGAACAGCUCAUUAUGACCAAAAUGUAGACAGAGUCAACCUUGACAUACUUACAGGGCAUCAAGUUACAAAGCUGUUGUUCAAUACUGAUGGAGAAAAACCUAGAGCUACGGGAGUCGAGUUCUCGGCCGGACCUGGCUUGCCAGUUACUAAAGUUGAGGUUCUGAAAGAAGUCAUCGUGUCGGCAGGUGCUCUGAAUACUCCGAAGCUCCUACAGUUGUCCGGCAUCGGACCAGUAUCCCUCACGUCGGGUCAUGGCAUUCCCUCGCUAGUCAACCUUCCGGGCGUUGGAGCGAACCUGCAAGAUCACCCAUUCGGGUUGACGCUAGCUUCCUUGAGUGCUGGGAUACCCGGAAACUACGAGUUAGAAAACGCAACGUUUGAUGCUGAGCAAAAAGAUCUCUACUACUCCAAAAGAGAAGGGCGUUGGACGGAUACUAUUGCAGAGGCACUCGCAUUCAUACCUCUGACAAACUUCACCCAGUCAGAUGUUACUGACGAAUUGCUGUCUAUUAUUAGCAGUGCCGGCGCCGCGCAGUACCUCCCACAAGAUACUGACCAAACUGUCAAAGAUGGGUAUUUGAAGCAAGUACAACAACUUCUAGAAAUGCACCAAAAUGGCUCCACGGCGGGCAUGGAGCUUCUUUACGUCGACGGUGGACGCUCCAUAGUAAACAUCCUGAUGCACCCCUUGAGCCGAGGAACCGUUGCAAUCAACUCCACCGACCCUUGGGCGCCGCCGGUCAUUGACCCACGCUAUCUUUCCCACCCUUACGACGGCCGAGUGUUGGUCGAGUCAAUACGGUUCAACCGAAAGCUUAUGGCGACAGAGCAAAUCCAAGCCCUUGGAGCUACAGAAACGCUACCAGGGGUCGGUACCACGAGCGAUGAUGACCUUUUACAAUUCAUCAAAGGAGUCAGCUCUACAGAGUAUCACUAUACCGGCACCUGCGCUAUGCUUCCGAGGUCACUUGGUGGUGUCGUGGAUUCCAACCUUAACGUGCAUGGGGUCGAUGACUUGAGGAUAGUCGAUGCUAGUAUUAUGCCUUUACUUCCAUCAGCGCAUACCCAGGCGACGGUUUAUGCGAUCGCCGAAAAGGUAAAUCGUGCCCCUACAUUGGAUCAGUCGACUAUGAAUGAAACUAGUGCGGUAGCUCCAGUGCUGACAAACUUCUCUAACACAGGCAGCCGACAUUAUCUUACAGCAAAGUUUUUGAUGCAAAUGGAAAGAAGUUGGAUUCGACGAGGACUUUACAAGAAAUGACAGACGUUGGAUUGCUGUCUGGCCUGGGUACUCACUGGCAGAUGAUCUCUCGUUCAAGCUCCAUAGCUUUUGUGCCGCAGAAGAUUUGUUUUACUUCUGUGACUAGUGCAACCUGCUGUUACAUUGGCAAUGACUUGACAACCCUGUGGACUGCAGGAAACACUCUCCCUGGAACAUCCUGCUGGCAAAUUUUCAAGCCUCGAGUGCCUCAGAUGCUCAACAUCAUCAUAUCUCAGAAAACAAUAGCAGGCACAGCCCUUCCCGGCUCGUG
This is a messenger RNA of Colletotrichum godetiae, 2239 nucleotides long. Its product is annotated as choline dehydrogenase. Gene Ontology annotation, biological process: secondary metabolite biosynthetic process. The transcript has 8 exons. Bases 1 to 1968 code for a protein of 655 amino acids. Gene Ontology annotation, molecular function: oxidoreductase activity, acting on CH-OH group of donors; flavin adenine dinucleotide binding. Lineage: Eukaryota; Fungi; Ascomycota; Sordariomycetes; Glomerellales; Glomerellaceae. The record is from RefSeq and is a predicted model, not a curated record.